CAGUAUGCUGGGAAUGCGCGUUCACGAGGCGAACGGUCAUCUUUAAACCCCAGAAAGAAUCUUCUUCCGUUUAGCGCCACGAUUCACAGCGAUAGAUAUAUAGUUCCCUGUAUUUAGGUCUGUAUUUUUACAUAGUCUAGUCAACGGGGAGGUGAAUAACUGGUGAUAUUGAUUAGAUGACACAUUAUGGAUACCGUAUAAGCUAAUUUGGUUGCUUGUUGGUCUUCUGACAGCAACAAAACAGACGGAAAAAACCCCCGAACGAACCGAGUAAAGGAAGGCGUUGUUAUUAGCCUGCUAGCUAAGUUAGCUGUCGUUAGCUCCCAAGCUAAAGGUUUGCUUUAAUAACGUAUAUUUCGUUUAUUUGUUGCUCUCUUGCUCGUUUAUCCACCUCGGACUCGACUAUACGUGAAUAUAGAGGGUCCUGUCUUGUGCUUUUAUCCGGAGAUGAGCGCAAGAUGUCGGUUUCGGGACUGAAGGCCGAGCUGAAGUUUCUCGAGUCCAUUUUCGACACGAACCACGAACGCUUCAGGAUCAUCGACUGGAAGCCUGAUGAGCUGAGCUGCCAGUUUAACGUGACCGGAGAAAAGCUGCUUAUAAUCCACUGCAAUAUCACGGAAUCCUAUCCUUCAACGCCACCAUUAUGGUUUGUGGACUCCGAUGACCCAAGUCUGACCCAAAUUUUGGAACGCCUUGAGGAUGUAAGAAAAGGCAACACGCUGCUCCUGCAGCAGUUGAAGAGGCUGAUCUGUGACCUGUGUAGGCUGUAUAAUCUACCUCAGCAUCCUGAUGUAGAGAUGCUGGAUCAACCUCUCCCCGCUGGCCCUGUCAACCAAGAGAGAAAGCAUGGUACCAUUGAUGAAGUAACUUCAGAGGAGGAAGAGGAAGAAGACAUGGGAGAGGACAUAGAGGAGCUGGAUCACUAUGAGAUGAAAGAGGAGGAGCCAGUAGAUGGGAAGAAGUCCGAGGAUGACGGCAUAGAGAAAGAGAACCUGGCUAUCCUCGAGAAAAUCCGCAAGAACCAGAGGCAGGACCACUUGAACGUAAGUGCUCAUUCGGGAGCGGUGUCAGGCUCCGUCCAAGCUUCAGAUCGUCUAAUGAAGGAACUCCGUGAGAUUUACAGAUCUCAAAGUUAUAAAUCAGGAAUUUAUUCAGUGGAGCUCGUUAACGACAGCCUAUACGAGUGGCACGUCAAGCUAAGAACAGUUGAUCCAGACAGCCCUCUGCACAGUGACCUUCAAGUGCUGAAAGAGAAGGAGGGCAUGGAUUACAUCCUUCUCAAUUUCUCCUACAAAGACAACUUUCCCUUCGAUCCACCGUUUGUACGAGUAGUUUCCCCUGUGCUGUCUGGAGGUUAUGUUCUUGGAGGAGGAGCCUUGUGCAUGGAACUACUCACCAAGCAGGGCUGGAGCAGUGCCUAUUCCAUCGAGUCUGUCAUCAUGCAGAUUAACGCCACUUUAGUCAAAGGCAAAGCCAGAGUGCAGUUUGGAGCCAAUAAGAACCAAUACAAUCUUGCCAGAGCACAGCAGUCUUAUAAAUCACUGGUGCAGAUCCAUGAAAAGAAUGGCUGGUACACACCACCCAAAGAAGAUGGAUAAGAACGACGUCUGGUCAUUCAAACAAGGACAGAAUGUAACGGAGUCAACAGCUGUUCUUCUUUUAGAUCGAUUUUUUUUUUCCCCCUUUUUUUUUCUUUUUUCCACCUCCUUGUUUUUCCUUUUUGUUUUUUCUUCUCAUCGUCUCGCUAGUUGGAGAUUCACCAUGUCUGGAUUAUAGACUUCUGAACUGAGUGGUUUGGAGAGUUAACGGGUAAAACAUAUUCCUCUACCAUGUUGGCUAUACUGCGUGCCACCGCUCAUUCUCUCCCGCUAGUUCUCCGCUGCUUUCUCUUUGGCUGUUUGUUUGGCAGAAUUGAAAACGGCAUAUUUCUUUGAGUGGCGCCCGUGACCACUCGCUUCACGGAUGGACGGUCCUACGAUCGGAGACACCCUACAUUAACACCGGCACGUUAACUACACAAAAACAGGCUUUUCGGAUAUCACGACUUGCCCAAACCUCCUUUAUUUCUCUACCACUUCAAACGUGAACAUUUAUGGAGAAAAAGAAACUAUGGAGAGACUAGAUUUGGGUGGAGGAGACUAAAGUGUUCAACACUUGUAAUGAAGAAUCCACUUUUUUUUUUUUUUUCUUUUUUUUUUUUUUAAAUAUAUAUAGAGAUGAUGGCUAAAUGCUAUCAUUACCCCCAUCUUCUUGUUCUGGGGAUUUUUUUUUUCCUGGUCACAAUGAAAAUCCGACCAGGCCCAUUGGACUCGAUCACUGUAAAGUCAUCAAUUUCCGCCUGUAAGUAAAACUUAUAAAGAUGUAUCGCAGAGAACUUGUGCAUUUCAGACCGGGCCAGAUCGCUUCAAAACAUGCCUGCAUAGCGCGGCACGUCCGUCUGAAGAUUUAUCUUGCAAAUAGAAUAAGGAUAAAUUACUUAAUGGAUAUCCUCAUGUUGACAAAAGGAAUAUCUUAAACAUGUUUUAUGUACACAUUAUGACUACUGCUGUUUUUUUGGGGGGGUUUUGUUUUGUUUUCUCCUCGUGAGAACGGAAGUGAUGUGUGGCUUACGCUGUCAUUAACUGCAAUUGUGACCAUUCCUCUUUAACCAGUGUGAUUCCUGCUGUGUUUAUUACAUCAACACCGUUAUGUAAAACGUUAUAUAUCUGUUUUUUUUCCCCUGUCAACUCGGGCACAUAGUAAGGUAGAAGUGUUAAACGGUCAGGCAGAUUCUACAAAGUUCACUAACGAAAGCCACAAAAUGAUCUAAAUUGUUUUUUUUUUUUUCUAAAGAUAUUUAUGAUGCCCCGAUCCAUCCCUGUGGGGGAAAGAAAUCUGUAACAUGACCAUUAUUGCCUUAAAAACAUCCUUUUUAAUGUCACUGACCUAAUUCACAACGUCCCGUUAAGCUUCAGCUUUCUAAUCUACACGCAGCCGAUCGAUUCGUAACCGGAGGCUCUGUCUAACGUGACGGGCGUCAGAAUCGUCGGGCGAAAUUUUUUGUCUUCUUACAUCAGUACUCUUUUUACUCAUCCAGCAAAACGUGUCGAGAGGGACGUCGUUUAAAACUAGCGUCUCUUCUUACCAGAAAUCACCGUGUGAUCCACCUGGACAUUGUUCCUCUUUCUCCAUGUAAAUGCCUUUGGUAUUAUUUUUCUGUUUCGGUUUUAUUUGCACCAUUAAAUAGCUCAUUGUUACUGUUGAUCGGUGGCUUAUGUAAUUUAAAAACCAAGACAUGGCGCAAGCAGGGUGGGGUGGGGGGUGGAGUGGGGGGUGGGAGCAAAAUGAAUGAUCUCCACAGCAAGGUGAGAAGGCAAGGGUGUAGUGUUGGUUAUUUAUACCAAAACCUUAAGUCAUUAAUGUGUAUUUAAGGAAAAAUCCACCCUGGCUCUCUGAUAAUAAAUCUGACACCUUUCGAAGGUCACAUGUUCAUUCUAAUUAAAUUCUGAGGGAUUUUUUUUUUCCCAUUGACCUGUUGGAUUGUUUUCUCUUCUGUAAACUAUUUCCAACCCACGAUGCCGUUCAGCUGCCUGCCGAUAAGAAAGUAGCGGGAUUUGGCCCACGAGGCAUCUGUACUCUCUUAAGAGAGCGACACAGCGGUGCUUUAGGCGAGAACGCUGUUCUGAUGGCUCACCUUCACAUCUCAGACAGAUCGGCUUCCAGAGCUCCACCUUUUCAACAUCAUCAGUCGAGCUCAGAAUGAUAACCGAUCGGCAGUCGUUCAGGCCGUGUCUCUGCCGUGACCCCGUCAUCACCUAUGUAGAGCUGCACUACGUUCCGGAGCUGUGAGUCGAAUGUUUUGCACCAGUGUUGUAACCUCCACUAUUUCUAGGCUGGAGUAUAUAUCUUAUCUUUAUAAUAUAUAAAUCUUAUUAAGGUCUUUUCGAAAUUUGCUGGAAUAUGGUGAGUUAAGGACAUGAGCUGUUUUUUUUUUUUUUUUGGUUUAUAACCUGACCAACAUCCUGUUUGAGGUUUGUUUCCCUCCCAUUCUUUUGUAACUCUACUAGCAAAAACAUCCGCACAGCAGACAACCAGUGGCAGGACUCAGAAAAAUACACCACCAAGCACCUGAAUCUUGAAGUGUUUUAAUCUAAACCCAUUUCCUGAUUCAGGGCAGACUUUUCUUUUACAUCUCACACAAUCUUUGCUAUCCGAGAGAGAGCCGACUCUUUACAUAACGUAUUCCAGUCCUGCUUCGUUUCCCGUUUUAAAUCCGAUUCUCUCCCAGUGUUCCUCUCUAACGUCUUUUUUUUUUAAUUAAACGCAUCCUUAAGUUCAGCUCACACACUUGUCUCCACCAGAUCAGUUUAAUACCCGUGUCGUAAAAGAUCUCGGGAAUAGCAGAUGCCCAGGCCUUGUUUAGUAAGCAAACGUUUUGUUUGGCUCUACACAAUGUUUUUGAGUUGAAUGGUGGGUUGGAUUGUAACAUCUCACCGCAGUCUCUCAGGCAUGUUGGCUCCUGUUUGUUGGGUGUGUCACCGAGCUUGAGAGCAGCAGGUGAUGUGAGGGGGAAAAAAGAAAACCUCGAUACAACUCAAGCCGCUGGAUUUUAGGUGGACCUGACUUUUUUUUUUUUUUUUUUUUUUUUUU
This is a messenger RNA of Tachysurus fulvidraco (yellow catfish), 4629 nucleotides long. It is a transcript of the gene ube2q1, whose product is annotated as ubiquitin-conjugating enzyme E2Q family member 1. The record is from RefSeq and is a predicted model, not a curated record. The coding region runs from base 459 to 1598 and encodes 379 amino acids. The transcript has 13 exons. NCBI's taxonomy places the organism in Eukaryota, Metazoa, Chordata, Actinopteri, Siluriformes, Bagridae.